Colletotrichum orchidophilum is the source of this 1077-nucleotide messenger RNA. Its product is annotated as 2OG-Fe(II)oxygenase. NCBI's taxonomy places the organism in Eukaryota, Fungi, Ascomycota, Sordariomycetes, Glomerellales, Glomerellaceae. The coding region runs from base 1 to 1077 and encodes 358 amino acids. The transcript is spliced from 2 exons. Gene Ontology annotation, molecular function: dioxygenase activity. The record is from RefSeq and is a predicted model, not a curated record.
AUGCCAUCCGCAAGCAGCUUCAGCAAAAUACCCACAUUAGACCUCUCCCUCGCCCAAGACCCCGCAACAGAGGCCCGCGUACUCAAUCAGCUGCGCCACGCCCUCACCAACGUCGGGUUUCUCUACAUUGUCAAUCACGGCGUGCCCGAAAAGACCAUUUCCAACAUCGUCGAUGCCCUGCCAAAGCUUUUUGCGCUUCCACCAGAGGCAAAAGCCGAGAUUGCACUGAUCGAUUCCCCGCACUUCCUGGGAUACAGCGGCGAUGGCUCGGAGACGACGGCAGGGAAGAGCGAUCGUAGAGAACAAGUCGAGUUCGCUACCGAGUUACCAAGUGGCUGGCUAGAGGGUCUCCCGCUGAGAGAACGACUCCGCGGUCCAAACCAGUGGCCUUCUUCAUACCCGGCGUUACGCCCCAUUGUCGAAUCGUACAUUUCAGAAAUGACUCUUUUGGGAAACCGCUUCCUCGUCCUGGUCGCAAAGGCUCUGUCUCUUCCCUCGGAUACCUUUCUCCCUUUCCUCUCCGACCAGCACCGUCUCAAGCUGGUUCACUACCCAGGCCUCCCGGAAGGCGAAGCAGCAGGCCACCAAGGCGUCGGUCCGCACAAGGACUCCUCCGGAUGGUGGACGUUUCUCCUCCAGGCCUCGCCGCCGCACAUCAAGGGCUUACAAGCUCUGAACAAGAACGGCGAAUGGAUCGACGUGCCCGUGUUGCCGGGUUCGUUCGUCGUCAACAUUGGCCAGGCGUUCGAGAUGGUCACGAACGGGGUGUGCAAAGCCACGACGCACCGCGUGCUCUCUGGGUCCCUCGAGAGGUUUAGCGUGCCGUUUUUCCAGGGCGUCCGGCGCGAUCUGACCAAAGAGGAGGCGGUUGGGUCGCUGAGGGAGCAUUUUGCCCAGCCUGCGAUGCGGGGGUUGGCGUACGAGUCGGAGGAAGGGAGGGAGAUUGAUUCGGCGUUUUUGAAGGGCAAGUAUGAUACGUGGGGUGAAAGCCAGCUGAGGACAAAGAUUCGAAGUCAUAGGGAUGUCGGGAGGAAGUUUUACUCGGAUGUCUUUGACCAGUAUGUUAAUGACGAUUAA